Closterium sp. NIES-65 is the source of this 9119-nucleotide messenger RNA. The record is from the annotation of a GenBank genome assembly. Lineage: Eukaryota; Viridiplantae; Streptophyta; Zygnematophyceae; Desmidiales; Closteriaceae.
CCCGUGUAGCUGGCGUAUGGCGGCCACAGGGCUCUCUCCUUUUCCCUGGCACCGCGUCCAUUCAUCUGCUUAUUGGCCUCGCCACCUUUGAAGCUGCACGUUGCUACUACCUUCCUACUCGCUCGCUACCCUAUCCCCACAACUCCGAACGAUGCGGCAUCAACUAUCGCCCCGUAUCACCUGUCCACCCACAUUACCGCCACCUGCUCGUAGCGCCCCACACGUUGCUCGCUGUCGUCGUCGUCGUGUGCGCAGCACCGCGCGGGACGACCAUCGCUAGCGGAGCACGCGGGUGCGGCCAGCCCGCUCUGUGCAGCGACGCCCGUCCGCCGCGCAUCAACGGCGCGCGCCAUGCUCGCGCCUGUGGCCAUCACCAGUGCAGUGACGAUCAAGCCCGUGGCCUCUCAUUCAUCCCCAUGCCUCCCCGCAAUCCCAAUCGCGCACACCGCCGACGGGCCCCGCGGUGGGAGAGACAAUGGGGGCCGCGGGGCGAGUGGCACCGGGCAGUCACACCUGCGUCCCCCACGCAGCAACAAACCCUCUCCACCCCACGCCCACGCUGCAUGCACCUCCCAUCUCCCCCACCUCCCACCAGCUUCUCCUUGCAUUCGCAUCCUCUCCUUCUCCCUCCCCCACUCCCUUCCCCUUUUCCCAACGUCUUCCCCUCCUCUCUAACACCAACCUCUUCCCAUCCUUCUUCUCCGCCCUCUCAACCACCCCUUACCCCCCUCAUUUCCCUCCAUUCUUCCCGUUCCCCACUCUUUCCCCCUUUUCGCCCCCUCUUUCCCUGCUUUUCCCUCUUUCCUCCCCUUUCCCCUUUUUCCCCCACUUUCCCUCCCUUUUCCCCUUUCCCCCUCCCGUUCCCCCCUUUUUUCCCCCUUUUCCCCCUUUGCCUCCCUUUCCCCCCCUUUCCCCCCUUAUUCCCCCCAUUUCCCGCCCGCCCUGUCCCCCUCGCCUGCGGGCAGAUCCCAGUGACGCUGUACAGGGAGAGGGGCGCCCCCACGGCGCCCUACCUGCGCAAGGCAGCCACCUUCACGCUCCACCACGCGCUGCCCGCCGCCGCCGCCCACCCGAGCCACCCACCCGAUGCACCAUCCGAGCCUGCCUUCCAGGCUCGGCCCGAGCCUCUGGGCCGGGCGCAGCUGGACCUGGCUGAGCUGGCGGACUGCGACGGGGCGGUGGAGCGCCGCCUCAAGGUGGCGCCCGGGCCCGCCAUGCUGGCUGACGUGGCGGCUGCUGAGAGGCCGGCGGGGGCGGUGCUGGUGGUGAGCGUGGAGUGCGUUGGGAAGAAGCUCAGCCGCGAGGCCGCCGCUGAGGAGGCCCUCAUCCUGGCGGCCCCCAGGGGUCAUCGCCGCAACGCCUCCUCACCGCUGCUGCCCUCCACCGCACUGCACUGCCCCGCUGCCCCCUCACAUCUUGCCUCCUCCCCUCCGGCAUCAGGGUGCGCGUCGCCCGCCGUGGCAGCAGCAGGCAGCGCGGGGUCGUCGCUGGGCGACGGUGACUUCCCUGCCCUGCCCGCGCUGCCCCCCGCGGCAGGGGGCGCGCAUGCACAGGGCCACACGCACGAGGGGCCGCAUGGGCCAUGGCAGCACGAGCAGGCUGUAGCAGAGAGAGAGGCGCGUGGGGAAGAUGCGGGGAGGGUGGAGGCAGUAGCAGAAGAAGGCAGAGGGGAAGGAGUGCAGAGCGGUGGUGAGGUGGGCAAGCGCAAGCAGCAGAGGAAGAGCCGCAGAGGAGGCAGGGCAGGCUCAUGCGAUUGGGGUGGGGGGCGGGAGGGAGACGGGGGGAGACGUGACGACCUCUGCAUCCACGUCAGCUUCGGCAUCCACGUCAGCUUCGGCAUCCACGUCAGCAUCUGCUUCGUCAGCAUCCACAUCGGCAUGCAUGACGUCAUCAUCAUCACAUUCGCCGCUGGAGUCACCAGCAGCAUCCGCGCCCCCCUCCGCCUCCUCCAUGUCUGCCACACGCGCCUUCCGCCUCGCUGCUGCCACCCAUGCCCCCUCCCCUCGGCCUCAGGUACGGCCCCUCCCCUCGGCCUCACACUCUCCCCUCGGGACAUCCCCUCGCUGCUUCCCUGCCUUCCUUCCCCCUCUACUUCCUCUCCCCUCCUCGUCAUCUCUGCUGCUCUGUGUGCGUCUCCUUCCUUUGACACGUCCACACUAUCCUCUCCUCUCUGGCCCUCCCCCCCCCCCCCCCCCCCCCCCCCCCCUCCCCGCAUUCACGCCUCUCCGCGCCUCUCGUCUCCCCCCCCCUCUCCCACCCUUCCAGCCAGCCGCGGGGGCCAAGCCACGCAGGAAGGCAUCGCGCCGCGCGCAGUCAGGGCGCAGCGCAAGGCAGCGGGCAGGCGGCACUCGUAUGGCGGCCAGGAGCUCACCGCCAUGCAAGCCGCACUCACACUCCCGCCCGCCACCCCCGAUGCCACUGACGCUGGCAGCACCAGUGACAGCAGCACUGCCGGCAGCGGCAGGGGCAGCAGGGCGAGCAGGCGGCGGGGGGGGACGGGCAGCAGCAGCAUGGACGUGCCUGGCCGCCCCGCCACGGCGCUCACCCGCUUCAGCCGCCAUGCCAAACCCCCCCUCGCCACGCCCCCCUCCUCCCUCCCCCCCACUGCCUCUGCCACCCCCCUUGCCACGACCCCCCUUGCGUCACCGUCCGCCACCAGUGCGUUCUCAGCCCCUAACCUCCCAGCUCAGGCUGACGCGCCCCCGUCCCACGCCACCCCUGCUGCUGCUGCUGCUGCCGAGGGGGUGGGUGCUGGUGAGUCUGGGAAGGCAAGGCGUGGGAGUGGGAAGGAAAGAGCGGGUGGGAGUGGCAAGGAGAGGGCGCGGGGCAUGAAGCAGGUCGAAGCAGAGCUGCAGCAGAGGAGAGAGGCGACCGCAGCCCAGGCAGCAGGCGGCACGGCAGCGACAGCAGAAGCAGAGAGCGGGGCUGACGGGGCGGGGGAGGAUGAUCCGUGGGGGCAGCAGGUGGGGCAGGUGGCGGUGGUGCGCGGGCAGGUGAGGGCCACAUCGCUGGCAGAGCUGUACCGCGCGGCGGGGAGAGGCGGCGACCUGGACGGUGCAAGAAACGUGGCGCCGGCUCACGCCCUCCCCCAGGCGCUGGCACUCGCGUCCACGCCCCCCAGUGUGUGCCACCCCGUGCCCACCCAGCCCCACCCGUGCUUGCAGGCGAACCCCCCCAUGGCACCCCACCACGUGCAAAGCCCAGGCGCCGGCCCACCCCCAAACAACUCGCCCCCCUCAGCCGUCUCCCCCGCCACCAGGGCGCACAAGGCAGCCAACAGUCGCCGCCCGCACUCGCUGGCGGGGGGGGAGUUUGCUGCACUCAGGCUCGCCCACAACCCCACAGGAGGCUCUCCAGAAUCCACCACCGCUCUGCACCGCUCUCCACUCUCCUCGUCCUCCCGCCCGAUAAAUCCCGUUGCUGCUGUCGCCCUGGCCACUCUGCCCCGCCCCUCCACCUCCUCUCCUGCCCCUCCUGCUUCCCCUUCUGCUGGUGCAGCGGAUGAGAGUGGGAGUGGGAGGAAUCGGCAGAGCAAGAAGGGCAUGAGGCAGGCAGCUGGGGCUGGGCCGGCGGCAGCGGUGGUGCAGCAGUGGAUGGGAGCGGUGGUGGCAGCACAGCCUGCCAUGGUGGCAGCACAGCCUGCCAUGGUGGAUAUUCCACGAGCUGCCACCACGGGCAGCAUUCACACCACACCUGCCACCACCGCUGCUGCUGCUGCUGCUGCUCUAAGGAGGUGUGAGUCUGACGAUGCGCCCUGCCUGCCCGCUCACGCAGAGCACAUGGCGCAGGGAGGGCAGGGGGGCAUGCAGGGGAGGGCAGAGCACGUGGCAGCAGCGCCACCAUCAGCAGGCGCAGCACCCGCUCUGGCUGCCGGCACGCACAUGCCCCACCCCACGGCACUCGCCCAUCACCCACCUCUCCCCUCCGCCUUCUCUCGCCCUCUGCUGCACCUUGCUCCCACUGCCCUCGCCUCCUCUUCCCCUGCCAUGUCAGCUGGCUCUCCUGUGACGUCCGCAGGGUCGCCUGCCAUGUCAGCAGGAUCCCCAGCCUCUCUGUCCAAUGAGCGCGCGCCACGUGGCGCACAGCAGGCAGCAGCGGUGGCGGAGCUGAGGAGCAAGCUGAGGGUGCUGCUGGCGCCGCCACUGCGUGCAGUGGGGCAGGAAGGCAUGAGGGCGUGCGGGGUGGGGGAGUGUCACGAUGUGGGCAGGCAGGGAGGAGCAUGCAGUGAGGAGGCCCAACUGCCGUCAGCUGUGGCGACUGCACCGCUUGGAACCGCUGCUGACUCAGGCUCUCACUCCUCUGCCGCACAACCCACCUCUGCUCUCCCUGCCACACACGGGUACCCCCCCUCGCCUCCUCCCCUGCACCGCUCGCUCUCAGACCCACACACCCCUCGCCCCCCCACAGCGCCCUUCCCCCUCGUCUCUCCGCCCUCCCCCGGCACCCUCUCAGCGCCGCGCUCGCCAGCCCCCCCACCCUCUGCGCGCGCCCUGGGCUUUGCGGGGGGGAGAGGAGGGAGGGGUGUGCGGGCGUUGACGUCAGUGGGGCACCGGGGGCUGCUGCCACGGGGCGUGCAUGCAGGGGGGCCAGCAGCAGCGGCAGCAGCAGCAGCCGGGGGCGCAGGCAGCCAUUCUGCUCUGACGGCGCGGGAGGUGCUGGCGGCGCUGCGGCGCGUGCCGGGGCCGUACAGCUCAGGGCGGUUCGACGAGGUGGAGGGCGUCGAUGACGCCCUGCUGGGCGCCGCUGCCACGCCGCGCUUAGCAGGGGGAGGCGCGGGUGGUGGCGGUGGUGGGCGGCGGAAGAGGUUCAGCGUGCUGGCUGUGGCGCGGGAGGUGGUGGAGCGGGACGGGGCAGGGGGAGGUGGGGGCAGUGGUGAUUAUGCGAGUGGAGGGGACGGGGAGAGAGGAAAAGGUGGUGGUGCGGAGGAGGGCGGAGGAGAAGUUGAGGAAGGCAGGGAGGACUCAGAGAUCGAUGGCGAUGGGGAGGGCGAGGAGGCGGCACGUGUGCGUAUGGAGUGGAGGCGGGUGAGGAAGGAGAGGCAGCUGGUGGAGCAGGAGAGGGGCGAGGUGCAGCGCGUGCAGGGCGAGGUGGCACGCUUCAAGCAGUGGGCACAGGAGGAGCAGCAGCGGCUGCAGGAGGAGAAGCAAAAGGUGGAGGCGGACAAGCAGCGCCUGGCGCCCUUUGAGGCGCGCCACCGCGCCUGCCAGCACCGCAUCGCAGCGCAGGACGCCGCCACGGCCGCCCUGCGAGCGCAGGCCAGCGCGGCCGCCACGGCCACGGCGCAUGUGGCAGCGCACACGCACGCCCUGCGCUGCCACCUCGCCUCCGCCGCCCACCUCCUCGCCGCCACCAAGCAGCGCCUCGCUCACGACCGCGCCUCCGUGGCUGGCGCUCUGGCUCGGGCUGCCGAGGCUGAGGAGCGGGCGCAGGCUGCGGAGAGGAGGUUCGGGAAGAUGCCGUGGGAGGUGCGGAGCGCUAGUGGCGUGGCGCGGGCGGUGCAUGGCGUGGCGGGCCGGCAUGGGUCGUACUUGCAGCGCCUGCACGCCCCCGCCAUGCGCCUGGCUCGCGUGGUGGCCAUGGCAUGGCGGGGCGGCACGGGUGAGGGGGCGGGGAAGGGGGCGGGGGUGGAGGAGAAAGAGGAGUUGUGGGGCGAAGUGGGGGAAAUGGCGGAGGGGCGAGAGGAGGGCGUGCACGGGGGAGGGGAGGAGGGGGAGGGGAAUGCAUGGCCAGGGUGGAGUGCGAGCAAGGAAGGGAUGGUGGCGGGAGAGGGACAGCGAAGCGAGCAGCGAUGUGUGGAGGGCAAGGCGCGUGGGUUGAAAGGGGAGCAGGUGGCAGGCGUGGCGCGCGAGGUGAUGCGCGCGCUGCUGCUGGCAGCCCGGGCGGCGAGCGACAACGCCUCGCGGGUGCUGUUCUGGUGGUCCAACACGGCCCUGCUGCGCUCCGCGCUGGCGCCCCUGGUGGCGGAGGAGCAGAGGAGGAAAGGGGAGGAGGGCAGGACGGGUGAGGGGGCCACAGGUGAAGGAGGGGCAGGUGGUGGUGGUGUUGGGAAUGGUGGUGGUGGUGCGAAUGGUGGUGGUGGUGCGAAUGGUGGUGGUGGUGCGAAUGGUGGUGGUGGUGCGAAUGGUGGUGGUGGUGCGAAUGGUGGUGGUGCUGCGAAUGGUGGUGGUGCUGCGAAUGGUGGUGGUGCUGCGAAUGGUGGUGGUGGUGCGAAUGGUGGUGGUGCUGCGAAUGGUGGUGGUGCUGCGAAUGGUGGUGGUGCUGCGAAUGGUGGUGGUGGUGCGAAUGGUGGUGGUGGUGCGAAUGGUGGUGGUGGUGCGAAUGGUGGUGGUGCUGCGAAUGGUGGUGGUGGUGCGAAUGGUGGUGGUGCUGCGAAUGGUGGUGGUGGUGCGAAUGGUGGUGGUGGUGCGAAUGGUGGUGGUGCUGCGAAUGGUGGUGGUGCAUGCUGGCCCGGCACAGGUGAUGGCGACCGGGGAGAGCACCCGGAGCACCCAGAGCGCCCUGAGGACCCGUGGGGCAGCUUGGCUCACCUUGAUUCGCAGCUGCUGCAGCUGGAGCAAUGGCAGCACGACAGGUGUCUGCACCUGGUGUGGACACGUGUCUUCCUGCCAGCCAUGCAGCAGCGCCCCCCUGUGCUGCCGCCUCCCUUCCACCCGCCAUCACACACCCCCCCGUUCACCCCCUCGUGGUCCUCUGCCUUGCUCUGCUCCACCUCUGCCGCCCAGCAGUCGUCCCUCUGGCCCUUCUCCACCCCUGCGCCCCCGCCGCCCUCACUCAGAGCGGAGGAGGUGCAGGCGCCCUGGUGGGCGGGGCUGAGUGGUACAGAGCGGUGGGUGGCGGUGCUGCACGAGGCGGCUGCCAUGCUGUGCCCCCACAGGGCCAUGGGGCACCACUGCGGCUGCCUUUACCCUCUUUUUAAGCAGGUCAGAGCUGUCUUUAUCCUCUUUUCAAGCAGCCGUCCUUCCCUUGUUCUGUCCUCAACCGCUUUCUUAUUACCCUUUCUCAACCUCUUCACCUCACCCCAUAACCCCAAUAACUUCUUCCCCUCGUUUCGUUCUUCCCCCCCUUCCUCCUCGACGAGGUCACGGCACUCAGCAGCUCGACACUUGUGCUCCACCUUCGUCCCCCUCUUCCCAUGCCUUUCCACCUUCGUCCCCUCUUCCCAUGCCUUUCCACCUUCGUCCCCCUCUUCCCAUGCCUUUCCACCUUCGUCCCCCUCUUCCCAUGCCUUUCCACCUUCGUCCCCCUCUUCCCAUGCCUUUCCACCUUCGUCCCCCUCUUCCCAUGCCUUUCCACCUUCGUCCCCCUCUUCCCAUGCCUUUCCACCUUCGUCCCCCUCUUCCCAUGCCUUUCCACCUUCGUCCCCCUCUUCCCAUGCCUUUCCACCUUCGUCCCCCUCUUCCCAUGCCUUUCCACCUUCGUCCCCCUCUUCCCAUGCCUUUCCACCUUCGUCCCCCUCUUCCCAUGCCUUUCCACCUUCGUCCCCCUCUUCCCAUGCCUUUCCACCUUCGUCCCCCUCUUCCCAUGCCUUUCCACCUUCGUCCCCCUCUUCCCAUGCCUUUCCACCUUCGUCCCCCUCUUCCCAUGCCUUUCCACCUUCGUCCCCCUCUUCCCAUGCCUUUCCACCUUCGUCCCCCUCUUCCCAUGCCUUUCCACCUUCGUCCCCCUCUUCCCAUGCCUUUCCACCUUCGUCCCCCUCUUCCCAUGCCUUUCCACCUUCGUCCCCCUCUUCCCAUGCCUUUCCACCUUCGUCCCCCUCUUCCCAUGCCUUUCCACCUUCGUCCCCCUCUUCCCAUGCCUUUCCACCUUCGUCCCCCUCUUCCCAUGCCUUUCCACCUUCGUCCCCCUCUUCCCAUGCCUUUCCACCUUCGUCCCCCUCUUCCCAUGCCUUUCCACCUUCGUCCCCCUCUUCCCAUGCCUUUCCACCUUCGUCCCCCUCUUCCCAUGCCUUUCCACCUUCGUCCCCCUCUUCCCAUGCCUUUCCACCUUCGUCCCCCUCUUCCCAUGCCUUUCCACCUUCGUCCCCCUCUUCCCAUCCCUUUCCACCUUCGUCCCCCUCUUCCCAUGCCUUUCCACCUUCGUCCCCCUCUUCCCAUGCCUUUCCACCUUCGUCCCCCUCUUCCCAUGCCUUUCCACCUUCGUCCCCCUCUUCCCAUGCCUUUCCCUGCUCCGCCUCACACACCCUCUCUCUCUCUCUCUCCCUUUCACCACCCCUCUUCACCAUCCCCUUCGCCCUCCCCCCACACCAGGUGCUGCAGCAGUGCCAGCAGCGGCUGGACGCGGCACUCUUCAACGCGCUGCUGCGCUCCGGCAACGACGUGCUCUCCACCGACCCUGCCGCCGACCCUCUCACCGACCCUGCCGCCCUGCCCUUCCCCGCCAAUGGCCGCUUCUGGGCCGCCCAAGGGGGGCUGCUGAAACACACUGUGUCGGAGUGGACUGACUUCCUCGCAGACAUGGACGCGCAUGUCGCCUCACACUGCCACGCCGCCGCCGCUGCUGCUGCCACACAUCCCGGGGCCGCCCGCGCUUCGCCCCCGUCGCCCAUCGUCCCCCCGCCCACCAUCCCGCUCACCUUGCUCUCCUCCGCUCGCUUCUGGGCGGGCCAGCUGGAGCUCUUUGAUUGGCCAGAGGGCGCAGAGGGGCAGGGCGGGGCAGGAAAGCAAGGACAUGGAAAUGGACUGGUGGGGCAGGGAGAGGGGUGGAGAGCGGUGAUAGGUGGUGAUGCCAUGGCAGGUGCAGCGGCGCGGAGCAGUGGGGGGUGUGAAGCGGGCACGGGUCAGAGAGGGCACGACCCCGCGGCGCUGCUGCUGCUGGAAGGGCGCGAGGGGAAAGGAGGGGAGGAGAGAGGCGUGGAGCAGCAGCUGAUAGGCGGGCGGGUGGAGUGCUUCCCACUGCUGCGCGCGCUGGCCCACGUGCUGCUGCUGCCCAAGAAGGCCCUCUGCGACCGCCCUGUGCGCCGCGAGGUGUACGCCACCAUCCCGGCGCCGCUGCUGCAGCGCGUCGUGAGCAUGUGUGUGGAGCAGCCGUCCCACCCCGACCCCAUCCCUCCCGUGCUGCUCGACAUGCUGCAUGCCGAGGUGAGUGCUGCAUGCCGAGGUGAGUGCUGCAUGCCGAGGUGA